AUGUAUAUAUUUCCGAAAAACCAUGAAGGACUUAAGAUAACGAGUAGGCUGUAUGGAUUUGCAAUGACGGUACUAGGAUACAGACGAUUACUACAUUUUAAACCUGUUACCACCUCGCUUUGUGAUGUCAACACCCAUAUCAACAUCUCAUUACGAGGUAUAGGGCCUGGCAAGCAUUCGGGUAGGAAAUUGAAAUGCUGCAACUAUCAAAAUUGUUUCGGAGCAGUUCCCUUCAUGUAUCGAAUUCAAAAUUGCCUGCUUCUAGUUGGUGUUCGGAGAUGGCCACCCUGUGAGAAGAGGCCGGAAGAGAAGCACGAUGGCGGGGAGGAUUUUUGGAUUGCCGAGACGAACGUUACUGCUCAAGAAAUAGGGACUUGCAACACCGACGGAAAACCCGGGUCAAAGGAAACUAACCCCUCGUCCUUGAUCCGUCGGCAACCCCACGAAGUUGGCUCCCAAUUGAAGCAUACCCGGCAAUGCUAUUGGCUGAUUGGAGAUCUUCCAUACCCUGGUGUUGAAGUGCUGAAGUUCCCUACUAACCGGCGAUGCACGCUUUGGUCAAAAGACAGCCACCAGGGUGUUUUACCCCUGCUUCGCAUUGAGGUGAAAGUUGCCGUCGCGAUAUAUCGGACUUCGCUGAGGGAUUUAUGCUUUGGUGGUGUGCAGCAGCGUGGAAAUAGAGGCUUGGAGAGUUUCCUGGGCGAAGGAGAGUUCACUACAGAAUCUCCCGCAUCGUCAGGCGCAGUUCCUACUUCUCCGCCUUCAUUUCGAGUUCGACAAUGUCUUGAUUACCUCACCCUACCGCCCUAG
Molecule: messenger RNA, 810 nt
Organism: Lindgomyces ingoldianus
Lineage: Eukaryota; Fungi; Ascomycota; Dothideomycetes; Pleosporales; Lindgomycetaceae
Exons: 12
Coding region: 1-810 (269 amino acids)
Source: RefSeq, a predicted model, not a curated record